Messenger RNA from Closterium sp. Naga37s-1, 717 nucleotides. The record is from the annotation of a GenBank genome assembly. NCBI's taxonomy places the organism in Eukaryota, Viridiplantae, Streptophyta, Zygnematophyceae, Desmidiales, Closteriaceae.
AUGAGUAGAUUCGAUCAGAAUCCGUUCGAUGAGGAAACGGACAAUAAUCCCUAUUCUCAAUCGGGUCGGCAAGUCGGCGGUUCGUUCUUUGAUAGCCAACGGUCUGGCAUCCCCAUGACCAGCAUGAGCGACAGGCCCUCACCUCUGCCUCCAGAAAGCCGCAGCGGAUCCACUUUCGACGUGACCUCUGAUGUUCAGUUCAGCCCGCGGGCACUGAAGAAGAAACAGAAAGAGUUGCAAAAUCGAGAAGCGAUGCUGAGGAAAAAGGAGGAGGAGCUAUCGAAGAGGGAAGCAUCGCUUGGCAUCAUGACCAAGAAUUUUCCACCAUUCUUCCCCUUAAUCCGUAACAACAUCAAGGAGGAUGUGCCGGACUAUCUACAAGGCUUAAUGUACCUUGGCUUUUGGGUCUGGAUGGGAGCAAUGGGGUCGCUUUUCUACAAUCUCAUCCCCAUUACAGCAGCAUGGAUUGGUGGCGCUUAUGAGAACUCUUCUGGAUUUGGAAACUUCUUCAUGGCGUUGCUUUACUUCAUUCUCGGGGUCCCGGGCUCCUAUUUCUUUUGGUACUCACGGUUGUACUAUGCCAUGCGCAAGGACAGUGGUGUUGGCAUGGCUUUCUUCUUCUGUGGAUUCAUGACCCACAUCAUCUUCUUCAUAUUCGCUGCUGUAUCUCCUCCAUUUACAAUUGGCACUGCUUUUCAAGGAAGCUCAUUUGCGUAA